CAGCCUACAGGGCGGUGGAGCCGGGAAGUGGGAGCCGGAGUUCGAGGAGGCGGAGACUGCCGAGGCUCCAGCCCGGCCGGCCUCCGAGGCGAGGGGCUGCAUGGAGCGGCCCGGUAAACUUUUCGGGCUGUGGGCGCUGUUGCUCUGCGUUGGUGGUGGUGCCGCGUACCCCGAAACUCAACCACCUGUGACAAAUUUGAGUGUUUCUGUGGAAAAUCUCUGCACAGUCAUUUGGACAUGGAAUCCUCCUGAGGGAGCCAGCCCGAAUUGUAGUCUGCGAUAUAUUACUCAUUUUAGCAACAAACAGGAUAAGAAAAUUGCUCCCGAAACUCAUCGUUCUAUGGAAGUGCCCCUGAAUGAGAAAAUAUGUCUGCAGGUGGGGUCACAGUGUGAUAGCAAUGAAAGCGAAAACCCGAGCAUUUUAGUGGAAAAGUGCACCUUACCCCCUAUAGGUGAUCCUGAGUCGGCUGUGACUGAAAUUCAGUGCAUUUGGCACAAUCUGAACUACAUGAAAUGUACCUGGCUUCCAGGAAGGAACACAAGUUCUGAUACGAACUAUACUCUCUUCUAUUGGCACAGCAGCCUCAGAAAAAUACAUAAGUGUGAAAACUUCUCUAGAGAAGGUGAACACAUUGGUUGCUCCUUUGCUCUGACUAUGCUGGAAGAUUUCAGUUUUGAACAAUACAAUGUCCAAAUAAUGGUCACGGAUAAGGAGAAAAAAAUCAGACCCUUCUUUCAUAUAGUGCAUUUAGCGUCUCAUGUGAAACCUGAUCCUCCACGAAUUAAAAGUCUUUUCUUCCACAAUGGUUACUUGCAUGUGCAAUGGGAGAACCCACCAAAAUUUUUAAGCAGAUGCUUAUCUUAUCAAGUAGAAGUCAACAACAGCCAGCCUGUGACACACAGCAUUUUUUCCGUUGAUGAGGACAAAUGUCAGAAUUCAGAAUUUGGGGAAAACAUGGAGGGUACAAUUUGUUUCAUGGUCCCCGGCAUUCUUCCUGAUACUUUGAACACAGUGAGAAUAAGAGCUAAAACAAAUAAGUUAUGCUAUGAAGAUGACAAGCUCUGGAGUAAUUGGAGCCAAGCAAUGCAUAUAGGUGAAAAUGCCAAGACCACUCUGUACAUAACCAUGUUAUUCAUCCUUCCUGUCAUUGUUGCAGCUGCAAUCAUAAUCCUCCUACUUUAUCUUAAAAGGCUCAAGAUCAUCAUAUUCCCUCCAAUCCCUGACCCUGGGAAGAUUUUUAAAGAAAUGUUUGGAGACCAGAACGAUGAUACUUUGCACUGGAAGAGAUAUGACAUCUAUGAGAAGCAAACGAAAGAAGAAACUGACGUAGUAGUGCUGAUAGAAAACCUGAAGAAAGCCUCUCAGUGAUGGGAAUAAUUUAUUUGAACAUUCAAAUGUGACCUUGUGAAGAAUUAUCCCAUUCUUCAUUUGUUAUUGGGAACUUGGGAAAUGGGAAUGGAAACUACUGGACCUUUUCAAAACAGGCAGCUCUUAAGAGUCACAGGUUUCUUUAUGUUGAAUGGGAAGGUCCCUUUGUAGGAGAGAGUGGUGCCAUUCUUGUUGAAUCAGAAAAGCAGACAUUCUUUGCAAGGACAUCAAACUAGGUAACAGAAAAAAAUGAGGGUGCAGUAAAAUUAAUCUCAUUAGAGUUGUGAUAACUUCCUUUGUGCAUUAUGCUUUCUUUGUAUUCUUUGUGUCAAACAAUACCAACAAAAAUGUAUUUGUGGAGGAACUGAUUUUGGGUGCAAAGGCUAAUGCCAGACUUGAAUCACAGAGAAUUUCUAGAAAACAAAAGAGUGACCAUAUAUCUUAUCUGUUGCGUGGGAUCCUACUGAGUAGUGUUUGCGGCUAUUAAAAAAAACUUGUAAUAGUUCAGAAUCAUCAUGCACAUCAGCAACAAUUUUACUGCUUUAAAAGGCCCAAGCCUUAGUGCUAGCUCCCAUUGUGUUAACUACAGAAAAGGAGGGGCAACGUUACCAAAUAAGAGCUUGCAAACCCAAGGGAGACUUUGAAGGACAGUGGUGGCAAAAUGAAUUAUUGGGUAUUGAUUUUGAAUCAUGUGGUCUCUUCAACCGAUUUUUUCCCUUCACCACUGCUACUCAAAUCAUGUGCUAAGUAUCCAGAUUGUGAUAGGCCCCCCGGUAUGAGGUAGGUAUUUAAUUGGAACUCCUGAAUUCUUAUAUAAACGUCACCAGUCAUUUUUUCAUCUUUUCCUCCUCAAUUCCUACACUAAUUAUCCCCACACUCUAUUUACUGUAGUCUUUCAUCAUUUAGAAUUUGAAUAGGAAACUGCUUAGAAUACCUAGAAGAGCAGGGACUCACAUGCACUUCAAUAAAGAGCAAGGAGGCUGAGAUCCCAUAUCUAGUGCUUGAAUAUUUUGUCUCUUCUGUUGAAUCUGCAUUUACUUGAACAUUUAAGCAUUCAGAUUUCUCCCUGACUUUUCUAAACAGGAAUUAUUAGCUUCAGUUACAAGUUUUCUAUGCUUAAAAAUGUGCUUUUUCUCUCUCUUUAUAGCCCGAGCUUAGAAUUUUUCUCAUUUCCUUACUCUAUCAGUGGGAACACGUAGUUUUUCUGUCUUUCAUUGAUAGCUGACAUUUAAAGCAUCAUAGUUGGUUUCAUUUCUCCCUUUUAACCUAUAUGAGGUUUCAUUUUUUUUAAUUGUCAUCUUUUUAAAAAAUUUUUAUUAGUGAAACACCGUGAGAUACAGUUGUAGACUUACAAAUUUUUGUGCUUGGGUUUCAGUUAUACAAUGAUCCAGUACCCAUCCCUCCACCAGUGCCCAUUCUCCAUCAUUUACAUUUUUAAAAAAUUUUUGUUAGUGAAACACCACGAGGUACAGUUGUAGAUUUACAAAUUUUUGUGCUUGGAUUUCAGUUGUACAAUGAUCAAAUACCCAUCCCUCCACCAGUGCCCAUUUUCCACCACCACGGGUCCCAGUAUCCCCCCUUUUUCUUCAUGUCCAUAUAUAUAUGUACCCUCUACCCUCGUACUUCCUCUAAAUUUAAAGAAGUAUGGAAAUGAUAAUUCCCUCCUAGUUUUCUUUUUUCCCCUCAUACAUAUACUCAGAUUACCCAUAGGAACUUAAGGACUUUCUAUACAAGUUCUCCAAACACUCACCCAUUAAUAUUGAUAUAAUGAUGCUGCAUGCAAUUCUUUCUUAGUGGAAGGGAGAUCAGAGAUAUCUGUUCACCUCAUAUUUAGGGAAAAAGUGGUAACCUUCUUGCACCACAGUGGAGGACCACCAGACCUGGGCUUUCCUGAGGAAAUUAGGGGUGGGAAACUUAGAGGAGUUUAAGUUAAGAAAACUUAUGGAAACUUAGAUGGGAAUCCUAGAUGUAGGACAAUCAUAGAUAAUAAAUUUUUCCUAUCAUUAUUUUUGAGUCAGACAGGGGCUGGAAGAUAAGCAUAGUGGAUGAUCUGCUUUAUUCUACUGUUCUCUAGAUAGACUGGUUUCCCAUGUAGGCAUGAGUUUGCUUCCUAGCCAGGCGUUUCUAAUUCUGGGAAAUGAAACACCUAAAUGCCCCAUAUUAACCAAUUUUAUGGUUAUCCAAUGUAUAUUUAGCACUUGAUGGUGCUCUGUGCUCAAAAGACCUCCCUGGCAUCAAUCUCGGUGCUGUGCUCAGAAGUGACACCUGGCAGUGCUCACAGCACCAUAGGUACUACAAGGGAUAGAAUCAGGCCUGGCUGCAGCAAGCAAGGAAAGUGCCUUAGCCCCUAUAAUAUCUCUACUAUCUCUCUAGCUCUUGCAUCUUCAUCUCUUAGUAAUAAAAUUGUUGAGGGAAAAUGGGUCAUUGAAUCAUAGGAGUUCCUCUGUCUGUUUUAUAAUUGUUGGAAAGAGAUUCACAAGUCUUGGGAGAUAGUGAACAUUUUAAUAUAUCAGUGAAAUACCACUCCAUUUGUAGGAAAUUGGUAGGUUCAUUUACUACUUUAUAUCUAACUUGGUAUAGAUUUUUCCCUCUGGAUAACUCAGUAAACCCACUGUCAAGAUGGCCAUGCUUAUUUAUCAUUCAGAGACUCAUGGGGGGCAUGGAAGGGAUAUGUGAAACAAUGUUAAAAAAAAUUUUGGUAAUGUUUUCAACUAGGGAUCAUUUUGUUUAACCUCUUAUAGGAAAGCUUGAGUAAAUAAAUAUGAAUUGUCUUUUAUAUGUCA
This is a messenger RNA of Sorex fumeus (smoky shrew), 4152 nucleotides long. RefSeq names its product interleukin 13 receptor subunit alpha 1 (gene IL13RA1). Lineage: Eukaryota; Metazoa; Chordata; Mammalia; Eulipotyphla; Soricidae. Gene Ontology annotation, cellular component: external side of plasma membrane; membrane. The record is from RefSeq and is a predicted model, not a curated record. Gene Ontology annotation, biological process: cytokine-mediated signaling pathway; immunoglobulin mediated immune response. Gene Ontology annotation, molecular function: protein binding; cytokine receptor activity. Bases 101 to 1369 code for a protein of 422 amino acids. The transcript has 11 exons.